UAUAGUAAUAAAGUAUUAACAGUGGAUAUCGUCCACUCGGUUCUGUCAACUAGACCCGCUCCCCCUGCGGUUGCUUGAGUCGAGAAGGGUAUUGCUGCAGACCGGAGACAUUAUGGGCGGAUCUGAAGGCGGGAUAACUGUAAAUGCAAGUUGAAAGUAUUGGCUAAUCAUAAUUUGAACAAAGGGGCCACACGGACAUGCUGGUCAGUCGAGUGGAAGACGCGGGUUGAGCCACACUGGACAGGUACGUACUUGCGCCAUAUACGAGAAGAAGAGAGCAUUGGGUAGCCAGUCGUCAGAGACUCUCAUCGGAGUGCCCGCUCUGCUCUUCACAUGUUGAACUUUUUUAAUGUCCGCACACUCCGCGCUGUUGCUGCUCAUUUCUACUCUGUGAUUGUCCAACUGUUUAGCAAACUGUGACGUAUAACAAGGGUCGCAUACGGCUGACAUCAUCCAGGGCGACGGCUACUGAAGCCACGCUUUCUUCUCGCAUUGUAGAGACAGCCGCGCGAGAGGAAGACUGUUGUAGAGUGAGGCAGAAGUUUCAACGAGGUUAUAAAGUUUUCCAUCACCGACAGACAGAUGAGAAAAAGAAAAAGCUGCUGUUUGCUGAAACAGGACCCCUGUGAUUUUGACGCAAAUAUCAUGGAGAAAACUGUAAAUAUUAAGGAGGAGGACUGUGAGUGGGGGUCCAUCUACCUUAAACAGGAACAUCUGAGCAUCAAGGAGGAGGACAGUGAAUUGCAGUCAGUGAGCCUUAAAGUAGAACCUGAAGAGAAGUCUGUCAGGAUUGAGACACAUAACCGUACAAAUCUGGACAGUGUAAAAGAAGACAACCGUCAUGAUGGGUGUCAAGAUGGAGUGGUGACCAAGUUAGACUCUUCUCAGAGCAGACACUGUUCAUCUCCAGAGCCUUCUAUCAAUGUGAAGUCUGAAUCAUUAGAGUCUGAACCACAGAGGGCUGAGCAAACUACAUCUGUUAUAGCUGAGAAAAAUAAGCAACCACCUUUAAAGAUGUCUGGAAAAAGAAAGAAAGAUCACUACUGUGUGGAAUGUGACAGAGAAUUCUGUAACGGGAGUGCUCUUCACAAACACACGAGAGUUCACACGGGAGAGAAGACAUAUUGCUGUAAUGAAUGUGGUAAAAAGUUUUCACAUAUAAGCAGUCUAAAGGACCACACGAGAGUUCACACCAGAGAGAAGCCAUAUUGUUGUAGUGAAUGUGGUAAACAGUUUUCACUACAGACUGACAACGAAGAGAAGGGUUUGUCGGGGGCUUCCAGUGUCUGA
Molecule: messenger RNA, 1290 nt
Organism: Polypterus senegalus (gray bichir)
Lineage: Eukaryota; Metazoa; Chordata; Cladistia; Polypteriformes; Polypteridae
Product: zinc finger protein 721-like
Exons: 4
Coding region: 583-1290 (235 amino acids)
Cellular component (GO): nucleus
Source: RefSeq, a predicted model, not a curated record